CCCACUCCGCCUAUUGUUUGGGCGCGCAGAUAUAAGUUGCGAUGCGAGCGGAGCGUCGGGGCGGCCGCCUGUCCCCUCUCUCCAAUUAUAGAUGGAUCAUUACAGAGCGCGCAGGAGUGAGAAGGCAGCUGUCCGCUCUGCACAUGAAUGCAUUCGCCUCCUAGAGAGCCGCCCGCCAUCAUGCUUUGGAAACUGGUGGAAAACGUCAAAUACGAAGAUAUCUACGAGGACCGGCACGACGGCGUCCCGGGCCACAGCUCGCGCCUGUCCCAGCUGGGCUCGGUCUCGCAGGGCCCCUAUUCCAGCGCCCCGCCGCUCUCGCACACCCCGUCGUCGGACUUCCAGCCGCCCUACUUCCCGCCGCCCUACCAGCCGCUCCCCUACCACCAGAGCCAGGACCCCUACUCGCACGUCAACGACCCCUACGCCCUGAACCCGCUCCACCAGCCUCAGCAGCACCCAUGGGGACAGCGGCAGCGCCAAGAGGUGGGAGCCGAGGCCGGAUCCUUGCUGCCCCAGCCGCGGGCCUCUCUGCCCCAGCUCUCCGGACUGGACCCUCGGCGGGACUACCACGCGGUCCGGCGGCCCGACGUCUUGCUCCACUCGGCCCACCACGGCCUGGACUCCGGCAUGGGGGACGCCUUGUCUCUGCACGGCAUCGGACACCCGGGCAUGGAGGACGUGCAGUCGGUGGAAGACGCAAAUAACAGCGGCAUGAACCUGCUGGAUCAAUCCGUCAUCAAAAAAGUUCCGGUUCCUCCAAAAUCUGUCACUUCCCUGAUGAUGAACAAAGAUGGCUUCCUAGGCGGCAUGUCGGUGAACACGGGCGAAGUCUUCUGCUCGGUCCCUGGACGCCUCUCCUUGCUCAGUUCGACUUCCAAGUACAAAGUGACUGUGGGUGAAGUACAACGGCGCCUCUCUCCUCCCGAAUGUUUGAACGCCUCCCUCCUCGGGGGCGUGCUUAGAAGAGCCAAAUCGAAAAACGGGGGCAGAUCGUUGCGAGAGAGGCUAGAAAAAAUCGGCUUGAAUUUACCAGCCGGCAGGCGCAAAGCCGCAAAUGUCACUUUACUCACCUCCUUGGUGGAAGGCGAAGCGGUACAUUUAGCUCGGGAUUUUGGAUACAUCUGCGAAACCGAAUUUCCAGCCAAAGCCGUUUCUGAGUAUCUCAACAGGCAGCACACGGACCCCACCGAUCUCCACUCCAGGAAGAACAUGCUGCUGGCCACCAAGCAACUUUGUAAAGAAUUCACAGAUCUCUUGGCCCAGGAUAGGACGCCCAUUGGGAACAGCCGGCCCAGCCCCAUCUUGGAACCCGGGAUCCAGAGCUGUUUGACUCACUUCAGCCUCAUCACCCACGGCUUUGGGUCACCGGCCAUUUGCGCUGCCCUGACAGCCCUCCAGAACUACCUGACCGAAGCUCUCAAAGGAAUGGACAAGAUGUUCUUGAACAACAGCUCUGCUAACAGGCAUACUUCUGGGGAAGGACCAGGUAGUAAAACUGGAGAGAAGGAAGAGAAGCACAGAAAAUGAAAAUUUUAAUAAAUAAAAUACAUAAAUAACAGGAAGCUAACGGAAUUAGGGAAGACAAACGAAAGGAGAAGCAGAGAGAAAGAAAAUCUUUUAAAAAAAACAUUUUAAUUUUAGCUUUAAAAAAUAUUGGAUUGGGCUUUGGAAGAAUGAUGCUAGCUAGGUCAGACCCACAAAGAAUUUGUGUUUGUUUGUUUUUUAAAAGAAGGACCUAAGUCAGAGGUGCACGGUGGCGCGGGAUUGGCUUUUACAAAGGAACUUUUGAAGACAACUUCCAGGAGUUUCCACUUCUGUCUCCCACAAUCUUUUUCUUUUCUUAAGAAAUGGGGGAGGGUUGAACGGGGAGGGAAAACAAAAACCGAUCAUCUUCAUCAUCAUAGUUGAAAGCAAUCAAUAACUUAUCGGAAGUAUCAUUUUGGGGGUCAUGUCGAUACAUUGUUCGCUUGUGUAUUACCAUUAUUUGAAAAUAAGUGUCUCUUUUGUCUAUAGCCGGGAGAGAAAUAACCUGCUU
Molecule: messenger RNA, 2038 nt
Organism: Heteronotia binoei (common prickly gecko)
Lineage: Eukaryota; Metazoa; Chordata; Lepidosauria; Squamata; Gekkonidae
Gene: TFAP2B
Product: transcription factor AP-2 beta
Exons: 7
Coding region: 148-1530 (460 amino acids)
Biological process (GO): anatomical structure development; regulation of transcription by RNA polymerase II; regulation of cell population proliferation
Cellular component (GO): nucleus
Molecular function (GO): RNA polymerase II transcription regulatory region sequence-specific DNA binding; DNA-binding transcription factor activity, RNA polymerase II-specific
Source: RefSeq, a predicted model, not a curated record